Pocillopora verrucosa is the source of this 1812-nucleotide messenger RNA. Lineage: Eukaryota; Metazoa; Cnidaria; Anthozoa; Scleractinia; Pocilloporidae. The record is from RefSeq and is a predicted model, not a curated record.
AUGUCUACUCGACGAAUAUCUGCAUUUUUGGUUUGCCUGUUGUUGGUUACUCUGAUGGAAGAGGCAAAACCUGUGCUUGGAGCGAAAGGAGAAGGAAAGUAUAAGAAGCUAUCGAACAGGGUGAAGGAACUGGAGGAGAGCAUGGAGGAACUAGGAGAAUGCAAAGAGGCUUGCUCAAUGAUCUCUGAACUGAAAGAGCGGCUCAUUGCUGUAGAGGGAAAGAUUGAAGAGCUGAACACAGAACUGACUACAAAAUCCCAUCCACUGGUUUCAGUGUUUCUUAAUAAGCGUUUCAUUAUGAUCAGAGGGGUAGUUCUGUUUGUAAGCAUCAUCUUCGCUCUUAGGAUGGGUAGAAGUGUUGCCGGAAAGCAUUCUGGGAAACACAAUCUGGGACAGAAAACGCCCAUUCAUCACAGCAGAGCGCGGCAAAGCGUAAUAAAAAAGCAAACAACUCCAAACUUUCUGACAGGAUCAGAUAACGUACCUGCUGGAAUGACCAACGUGAAACAACCCGGAGGUUCCUUAACUGCUGCUGUUGGAGAUGGAAAAACUGACGACACAUCGGCCAUUCAGGCCAUCGUUAAACACGUUGCAGGUUCCACAAACAACAAGGUUUUCUUCCCUCGCGGUGAGUACCUGGUCAGCAGUGAUAUUGCUAUAAGUGGCUCAGUGGAAUUGCAUGGAACCCAGAGUGGUAUUGCAGUUAUCAAGGCGUCGAUUCCGUAUGCCAUAGAAAUACAGAAUGCUUCACCAGUAAAGCGUGUUUCACUGAAGUAUCUGUAUCUCGACGGAAUUCUUGUAGUAUUUGAUGGUCAAACUAAAGGGCCAUCAUCUACAGGUGACAUUAUUAUAGAGGGCUGUGUAUUCUUUUCAUCGACAAGUCCAACUGCAAGAAACGGACAGAAACGACAACUGAUGAUGAUAGAGCUUGGAAACAGUCGUGUUUACAAAAACGUUUUUUUACGUGAUUCAGGUGCAUAUGGAGUUGCUUCCGCAUUUAGAAGUACUUUGAGCGUUUGGGUAAUUGACAACGUAUGUGGACUUGAGCUAAGUAAAUUAGAGUGGUUGUCUUCCAAAGUUGAGCCAGUAUCCCAUUGGCGAGAUCAAAAACAGAAAUUAGAGUUCUUGAAGACUCAUUACAAUCUUAAAUCUGACCAAGGCUACUUUAAAAGUUGUCUUUAUGACCAGUGCGACAAAAAAAUGAAAAUAGCGGAAAAUAUAUUCAACGGAAGUCCCAAUACCGGAAGACACAGAGACCACGCUAUGUACCUGAAAGGGUUUGAUAACAUGGAAGUGAAAAGCAAUUACGUCAGAGGUUGGCCUGCGAGUCCAUCAGGUGGUAUCAAGGUUCGAAAUGGAAAAAAUAUUUGGCUUGCUCGUAAUUAUGUCGACGACACAGGCAUUUUGUUGUAUUCACACAGAAAACGCAAGGCCUGUCUUCAUGAUGGUCUCAAGAACGUGAUCGUCUACGGAAAUCACCUGGUACAGCGAACAAGACCAGGCAGAAGAGAAAGCAGUUUAAGCUAUUAUGAACCCCACUCGGUUGGAAAGGAUGAGAAUAUCAAGUACUCUGCUAACGUAUUUGAGAUCGUUGGGUUCAGUAACCCGACUAAGUACAGAUGCAUUUGGCUGACCAAUGGUAAUCCGUCUCAACAUCAUGUGUACAAAGACAACGUGUAUCAUGGGACUUCGACGCCAGUGAAGCUGCAAGCGGACGGAGGUACUCCAUCAUACGAGACAAAGGACAUUGAACAAAAAAUCAAAGAUCUAUACAAAUAUCCAGUAUAUAAACUAGACAUUCCACCUUAUUAA